CCCUUCCAGCCCAGCCCCAAGUCCCCGUUCCUGAGCACGCCGCCGCUGCCGCCCCUGCCCCCGGGGGGCACGCCGCCGCCGCCGCCGCCGGCCAAGAGCAAGUCGUGCGAGUUCUGCGGCAAGACCUUCAAGUUCCAGAGCAAUCUCAUCGUGCACCGGCGCAGCCACACGGGCGAGAAGCCCUACAAGUGCCAGCUGUGCGACCACGCGUGCUCGCAGGCGAGCAAGCUCAAGCGCCACAUGAAGACGCACCUGCACAAGGCGGGCUCGCUGGCCGGCCGCUCCGACGACGGGCUCUCGGCCGCCAGCUCG
Molecule: messenger RNA, 312 nt
Organism: Carlito syrichta (Philippine tarsier)
Lineage: Eukaryota; Metazoa; Chordata; Mammalia; Primates; Tarsiidae
Product: B-cell lymphoma/leukemia 11B-like
Exons: 1
Biological process (GO): positive regulation of transcription by RNA polymerase II
Cellular component (GO): nucleus
Molecular function (GO): DNA-binding transcription factor activity; RNA polymerase II cis-regulatory region sequence-specific DNA binding
Source: RefSeq, a predicted model, not a curated record